ACAGCGCCAUUCCUGGCAGACAUUUCUACAGAGACCAUGAGAGGUACAACAAGGUCAGUCCUGAUAUGGGUGAUCCUAAUUGGGAUCAUGACAGACAGCCAAGGAGCAUCAGAAAGACCAAUAGUGACUUUCAAUCCCAACUGGGCCAAAGUAUUCACAGGAGAGUCUAUAACUAUGACGUGCUACACAAGCCUGGCCCAUCAAAAUCAAAGGUUUUCCUGGUACAAAGAUGAUGAGCAGUUACCUGUCAAUGGCCAAACGUAUACAAUAUCCUAUACCAGAACUGGACAUACUGGAAAUUACCAGUGCGGGACAACUUUUAAUGAAACUAGUGGUAUUAGUAGCCUGGAGGUUAUCUAUGGUUAUCUGAUUCUACAAGUUCCUCCUUUUGUGUAUGAAGGGGAUGAUGUCCCUAUGAGAUGUUACAGCUGGCCCGGGUAUUCAGUACGACGCACCAUGUUUUUCAAGGACAAUGCAGUCAUAAGACCACUGAAGGCAGAAACCAAUCUAAUCAUUGAUAAUGUCAAUAAAGAUGCAGCUGGGACUUACAAAUGUGUAAAGAAAUCGGAGUCCUCCUCUGACACGAGUUAUACUGAUGAAUCAUUCCUUUAUGUCAAAGGUAAACCAAUCAAAUACUGCAAACACUGGAGCUCGACUAUCUUGUCCUAUUCCUUUGUAUACCUCUUCUCAAGUCCAGAAGCAAAUCAGACUCCGUACCCCGUGACACAAGGCGAUAACCUGAUUCUGACCUGUGACACAGUUCUCAGUCCGCUCAGGCAGGAGACUCAACUGCAUUUUGCAUUCUACAAAGAUGGACAGUAUGUUCAGAGAUUCAGUUUAUCAAACCAAUAUGAAGUCCCGUCCGCUCAAAUGGAGGAUAUUGGGAAGUAUUCCUGUGAGGUGAAAGCCUCAAGCUCCACAGUAAGGAAGAUGAGUAAAGCAAUAGAUGUCCAGAUACAAGGUGAACAUUUGAUCAAUAUACCGUAUUUAUCGGCAUAUACCGCGCGAUAA
Messenger RNA from Rana temporaria (common frog), 1011 nucleotides. Its product is annotated as high affinity immunoglobulin gamma Fc receptor I-like. NCBI's taxonomy places the organism in Eukaryota, Metazoa, Chordata, Amphibia, Anura, Ranidae. The record is from RefSeq and is a predicted model, not a curated record. Gene Ontology annotation, molecular function: transmembrane signaling receptor activity. Gene Ontology annotation, biological process: cell surface receptor signaling pathway. The coding region runs from base 37 to 1011 and encodes 324 amino acids. The transcript is spliced from 6 exons.